CAAACAUAAAAUCUUCUAUUUUAAACGCACAUAUAUCUCGAAUCACUUUUUAACUAGUGGCGUGACCAAAAAUUCGAUAGAAGGGUACCUCAGUCUCGAAAAUGUUUUCCUAUCAUGAAAUAAUAUACGGGUGACAGUGUUUUAUAGGCGAUUAGUACAUUUCGAUGAAAUUAAUUCGAUGAAAUAAUUUUCGAUACCACACAUUGUCUAUCGCUCUUAGUAUGCUUCAUUUCCGACAAAAAAAAAUAGAUUGAAAUGAUGAAAAAAUACUGUGAAAACGGCAAUGUCGAUGAAAAAGUAUCUCGCAAAUGAAGUUCCAAAUGUCAGGUAGCUAUUGGCGCCUUUCAUUUCGUCUAUUUUAUGUUGUGUCAGAAAUAGAAUCAAGUCGGUUUUGUUCGAUUUUGUUUGCUUAAUCACACACUAUUUUUCGAGUUAAAUGUGUUUAUAACGAAAAAUUAUUUUUUCAUUUUUCUGUUAGUUUCUUUUCGUUUCUUCAGAAUUAGAAAAAUUGCUUUCAUUUUAUUACUUAAAUGAGAAUCCCGAUUGCGAAGAUAUUAUAUCAUGACAAUAUAAAUUGAAUACAACGCAUUAAAAAUUCUUCUGGAAGCAAGUAUUACAGACAAAAUAUUAUUUAAUUAGUCCUAAAUCACUAUAAACUUUAAUAGAAUAACUGAAACCUUUGAAUUGAACUAAUAUAGAUGGAAAUAUUUCUCACUACCUGGAUUAACUGAGUACGUUUUGAAAUUGAUGACUUUUUAUACGUUUUAAACCUCAAAAAUUAAUGUAUUUAGUGCAAUUUCUAGUUGAGACAUGUUAUUCUUCCUAUUUGAUCAGCUAAUUCAACUACCAUAAAUUUUUCUCAUUACGAGUGUGUUGAGUGUUUUGUUAAAGAGUGCGUUUUAUUCAAACAAAAGACAUGCUAAUAACAAACUGAUUUUCCUUGAGAUUUUUCACGUUAGAAAGCCAGACUGUUAACUCCAAAAUAAACAUCUAUUUUUUCCUGUAGAUAGAUCUUCAGCCGUCUUCAGCCUAUCCAACAUCUAGCUUCGUGACUCGCUUAAUGUACUGGACACAAAUUAGCAUGAUUGAUCUCACAAUUCGAGUCGAUCACUAGAUAUGAUUAGGCUAAUGCUACUUUUCUUGUACUUAUCAGAAUGGAGUCAUCAUAUCAGAUAUGUACCGAUAUGUACAAUGACGCAGUUAAUUAUCUAAACGUAAUAAUAUACGCUGCAUCUAUUCAUUGUUCCAAUAUUGCUAUAAUUUUUCUUCUAUUUAGCUAAUCGAAAAUUUCAACUGUUUACAAUUUGUUCCUCCAUUCGAUAGUUGUCAUGAUCAAAAUGAAAAUGCAUUAGAUCAGUCACCAUCACAAAUGAAACAUAACGGUCGUAGUCGAAAACGAAAAUGUUUCUUAGAUGACGAAGAACAACAGCAAUCGAACAGAGUGGACACUGAUGAGCAAACACAUUCUUAUUCGAAAAUGAUUAUUGAAGUAAGAGAGUAUCGUGCACUUACAAGCUGA
Messenger RNA from Didymodactylos carnosus, 1519 nucleotides. The record is from the annotation of a GenBank genome assembly. NCBI's taxonomy places the organism in Eukaryota, Metazoa, Rotifera, Eurotatoria, Philodinida, Philodinidae.